AUGUAUGCUUUGGUAUCCAGAUCAGACAGGACUACCGAAUCGCAACAUCCGCAGCUGGGCCGUGUGAUGGCGCUCGACCACGGGGAGACGAUCGCGUACCGGGGGAUCAAGUACGCAGAGCUGCAGCACGCUUUCGCGGAGCCCGUCUUGUUCGCCCACCCAUCGCUCUCCAAAGUGCUCGACGCGACUUCUUACGGACCGCAGUGUGUCCAGGGCUCGGCAACGUGCGAUGCUGAAUUCGCUUUCAUCCAACACGAGUUGCCGCGCGGGGAGUUCAAGACGUCGCUGACGGAAUGCCUCAAUCUCAAUAUCACCACGCCGAAAGGUGGGAGGGAGGGGUUGCAGCCCCUCCCGGUCUUCGUCUUCAUACACGGCGGCGGAUUCAGCUUGGGGGGGAAUGCGUGGCCCCAGUAUGAUCCUGCGCGCCUCGUGGAGCUCUCGAUCAGAGAAGGUAGUCCUGUGAUUGGAAUCAACAUCAAUUACCGCCUAGGCCUGCCCGGCUUCCUCGCUUCGCAGGGUCUGAUCGAUGCGGGUGCCCGAGCGAACAACGGCCUGCGCGACCAGCGGGUGGCAUUGUUGUGGAUUAGGAAGUAUGUUGGAGGCUUUGGGGGUGAUCCCGAGAAUGUGACCGUCGUUGGAGAGAGCGCUGGAUCCGUUGCUGCAUUUCUUCAUCUCGAGUCCACACAACCGCUAUUCAAGAGGAUCCUCGCCAUGGGAGGGUCGCCGCUGCUUCUAAAGCCCCUUACGAUGGCUGCUGCAAGCGGGAUCCAUAACGUCGUGAUGGAAAGGUUGGGCUUUGCGCAGAUGCAAACAGCAGACGAGAAAGUCAGGGCGCUGAAAGAAGCAAGUGCCGACCAACUUGUUGCUGCCGCAGAGGGCCUGCCUAUGCUGCCCGUCGUCGAUGGCGAGUAUGUCAAGUCCGAAUCUACCUUUACGCAGUGGUCGUUCCAAGAGAGCGCCUUGCCGGGCACGCAAUGGUGUGAAAGCGUCAUGAUUGGGGAUUGCGAAAUGGACUCCAGUAUCCUGUUCUACAUGCUGCAUGACCGACAAGCGAGGCUAGAAGAGACUUUCCUCGCAUGCGUCAAUGAUUCCCUGCAUGAGAAUCCCGUAGCUAAGCAGCAGCUACUGGAAGCGUACCACAUCGGCAGCGGCAGCGGCAACGAUGCCCAAAAUCAAGCGGUCGCCACGGACAACAUCUUGCACUUCGCGCAAGACAUCGGCUUCUACGCGCCUCUGGUCACCAUCGCGUCCGGCUUCCCGGGGAAGCGCUUCGUGUUCCACUUCAACGAGCCGAAUCCCUGGGACGGCCGGUACCAGGGCGUCGCGAGCCACCUCCUGGACGCCGCGUUCCUGUACCAGAACUUCAACGAGUUUCUGGACGAGGCGCAACGGGGCUCGGCCGAGGCCUUCGGGAAGCACUUCGUGGCCUACGUGGCUGGUAGAGAGCCGUUCCCGCAGUUCGCGCCUGGGGAGCGGGGGGCUAUGGUGUAUGGCGCGGGAGGAGACGACAGGCAGACGUUCGUGAGAAGUAGGAGGUGUGAGGAUGUUGGGAGGAGAAGUACUAUUUUCAGAUUGGCCCAGUCUUCAAGCCUGGAAGAGCUGUCUGCGUUGUGGGGAUGUUUCUUGAGUCGUGUUGAGUAG
This is a messenger RNA of Drepanopeziza brunnea f. sp. 'multigermtubi' MB_m1, 1641 nucleotides long. RefSeq lists its product as uncharacterized. The record is from RefSeq and is a predicted model, not a curated record. Gene Ontology annotation, molecular function: serine hydrolase activity. Lineage: Eukaryota; Fungi; Ascomycota; Leotiomycetes; Helotiales; Drepanopezizaceae.